GAGGAGGAGGAGCAAAAUUACCGAAAUGGGUCGUGGGAAGAUUGAGAUCAAGCUGAUCGAGAACCAGACGAACAUGCAGUCCUCCACUGACAAAAUCCACAAGUAUAUUAGCCCUACCACUACGACCAAGAAGAUGUUUGAUCUCUACCAGAAGAAUUUACAGAUCGAUCUAUGGAGCUCACACUAUGAGCUUUCAAUUUGCAUAAGCUUGCCGGCGAACUCCAACCCAAUCAUUCUACGAUCUGCUAUUUCCGAUGCGGAGGUCUUGGAGUCGUUUGUGAUUUUGUUUCUUGUGUUUUAGAUUCUUUCAUC
This is a messenger RNA of Rosa rugosa (rugosa rose), 312 nucleotides long. RefSeq names its product floral homeotic protein DEFICIENS-like. The coding region runs from base 26 to 301 and encodes 91 amino acids. NCBI's taxonomy places the organism in Eukaryota, Viridiplantae, Streptophyta, Magnoliopsida, Rosales, Rosaceae. The transcript has 3 exons. The record is from RefSeq and is a predicted model, not a curated record. Gene Ontology annotation, molecular function: protein dimerization activity; DNA binding.